UGUUUUUGUGACAGCAGUAACGACGCGCGAAGAAUUUUGAGUGAAUCGUUUGGUUACAUAAUGACGUCUAAAGUUAUUAAAUGAGCGCAGAUAUCGCAGAGGGUUCGUUCUCUAUGGAAGCGUCUUUGCCAGAUGAGGACGACCGCAUCACUGAGCGGACUUCGUGGAGUGUAAUUUUGCCAAAACGACCCAAGUUAUCUACUGAGACUCUGACAUAUCCACCAUCACAGACUACGGCACAGAAGAACAAAAGUCAAAAUUCCAUUCUACAGUCAUUAUCAGAUGUUACCAGAGAUUUACAGUUAGAUUCAGGCUACAGCAGUCAUAGCUCCAGUGCCAUGUGCUACUUGCAAGACUACAGUCAAACUGAAACAGGGCUGGUAGAGGGAUCCCAUACAGGGGUCAUUGAGGGGUCACAAGACAUGGGCUCUCUACCCGGGAUCAGUGAUGGGGACAGUGGCUGUCUACAGGGGGACCUUGACCUGGAUGAUCUUUUGUAUCACUUCCAGCAGUUUUUCCGGCACCAGUUUGAUGAGGAACUCCAGUUGAUGCACGAGAGAAUGUGUGGAAUACUGGCCUCACAGGAGACCCAUGUACGCCGUAUAGUUCACAUGGCGCUAUCUGGCCAGAUAGACACACAGCCAUGUGUACCAAAGACUUGUCUUGGUGUCAUAACAGGUCAUCAGACCGAUUGCUCUGUUGUGCACACACCACAACCUGUGCCCAAUGAUGCCAUCUCCAGUACGAUUACUACACCGCAUAUAACAGAGAAAGUAACAAACACAGCUCACACAAUCCUAGCAUCUGAGCAUAGAGAGACUGUCAAAUAUAAUCAAACUAUUAGUGAUACCAAUGGAAACCAGUCUGACUCACACAGGGACGAUAUUUUAACACUGAUGUCUCUUUCCUGUCAAGUGAGCACUCUCCUGGCCCAGCCCCAGUUCAGAACCUAGCUGGGUCCACAGCACUGUGUUGAAAAACAAUGGCUACUCUGUGAUACUGUAUUGGCUGCUUUGGGUAAACCAUGGUCGCUACCUUGUGAUUCUGAAUGCGUUAGAAUGCAAUGCGUUUUUAUCUGGAUCAUUUGUCACUAAGGAAUGUUCACUAAUUGAAAGACUUGUGAUGAAUAAACUAUACAUAAAUACUAGAUACAUUGCUUUUCUUAAAGUAGCUGGGAACUAUAAUAUACUUGUGGUGUGACAUAUCAAAAUAUUCAAUUUUUAAAAUGAUUUAGUUAAAAUGUGCAAUAUACUCAUCAUUUUAUAAAAUGAAGAGCAUGUAUACCCCUUUAAUUCCGUGAAAAAGAAGGUGUUUAUAAAUAUGCUGAUGAUAAUAUAAAAUCUGGUUUUAA
This is a messenger RNA of Dreissena polymorpha, 1351 nucleotides long. RefSeq lists its product as uncharacterized. The transcript has 7 exons. Lineage: Eukaryota; Metazoa; Mollusca; Bivalvia; Myida; Dreissenidae. The record is from RefSeq and is a predicted model, not a curated record. The coding region runs from base 81 to 953 and encodes 290 amino acids.